UAGUUGAAACUUGAAAGCAGGAGGUAAUAAGUGAAGAGAAAAAACACAAGGAGUGGAAAUUUAUACAUAUACACAUCAUUCUUUCUAGUCUCUAAUUUUCCUUUCUUUCUCUACACUCAUUUGAUCAAUUCCCAUGGUCUCGCUCUCCAAUUCUAUUUAAUUCCCCCAAAUCCCAAGCCUUUUCGUUUAGAUCUCAAUUGGGUAAUGGACAUGGCUUCCAGUCCCCGCACCGUGGAAGAGAUCUUCAAGGAUUAUAGCGCCAGAAGAACCGCUGUUAUUCGCGCUCUCACUCACGAUGUUGAUGAAUUUUACGGCCUCUGUGAUCCAGAUAAGGAUAACUUAUGCCUCUAUGGACACCCGAAUGAGGCCUGGGAGGUAACUCUGCCGGCCGAGGAAGUUCCCCCGGAGCUCCCUGAGCCAGCACUUGGAAUCAAUUUUGCUAGGGAUGGCAUGAACCGCAGGGAUUGGCUUUCUCUGGUUGCUGUGCAUAGUGAUUCCUGGUUGCUCUCUGUAUCCUUCUACCUUGGAGCUCGUCUUAAUCGCAAUGAAAGGAAACGUUUAUUUAGUUUAAUCAAUGAUCUUCCAUCCGUUUUUGAAGUUGUGACUGACAGGAAACCAGUUAAAGACAAGCCCACUGUGGACAGUGGAAGCAAAUCUCGAGGAAGCACCAAGAGGUCAAGUGAUGGGCAAGUUAAAAGCAACUCAAAGUUUGCAGAUGAGGGCUACGAGGAGGAUGAAGAUGAGCACAAUGAGACACUUUGUGGAAGCUGUGGUGGAAACUACAACGCAGAUGAGUUUUGGAUCGGGUGUGACAUAUGCGAGAAGUGGUUCCAUGGCAAGUGUGUUAAGAUUACCCCUGCAAAGGCUGAGAGCAUAAAGCAGUACAAAUGUCCAUCAUGCAGCCUCAGGAGGGGCAGGCCCUAGAUUGAAGCCAAUCGAAUGGGUGAGUGUUGUUUCGGGGCUUACAAGAUAUUGUAAUUUUGUUGAAUCACUUAUCACUUAUACAAGUUCAUGUAAUAGGCGUUGUAUUGAAGUCUCUGGGCGAAUUUAUUUGGGAUUAAGUUUGUUUUCACCAAGAUGAACCGCUGGUGUAUGUUACAGAGUAUAGAAUAGAACAUGACAAAUUUUAAUUAGAGGAUUAGUUGAUAUUUGUUUGAAUUUACAUAUUGUAGUUUAUUUUAUUUUAUUUUUAACAUUGUUUAAGAAAACAAAACAUUUUCCCCUC
Messenger RNA from Cajanus cajan (pigeon pea), 1225 nucleotides. Its product is annotated as PHD finger protein ALFIN-LIKE 2. Gene Ontology annotation, cellular component: nucleus. Lineage: Eukaryota; Viridiplantae; Streptophyta; Magnoliopsida; Fabales; Fabaceae. Gene Ontology annotation, molecular function: histone binding; transcription coregulator activity; transcription cis-regulatory region binding. Gene Ontology annotation, biological process: regulation of DNA-templated transcription. The record is from RefSeq and is a predicted model, not a curated record.